Rhagoletis pomonella (apple maggot) is the source of this 1270-nucleotide messenger RNA. RefSeq names its product very-long-chain enoyl-CoA reductase-like. The transcript has 5 exons. NCBI's taxonomy places the organism in Eukaryota, Metazoa, Arthropoda, Insecta, Diptera, Tephritidae. Gene Ontology annotation, molecular function: oxidoreductase activity, acting on the CH-CH group of donors; protein binding. Bases 117 to 1022 code for a protein of 301 amino acids. The record is from RefSeq and is a predicted model, not a curated record. Gene Ontology annotation, biological process: very long-chain fatty acid biosynthetic process.
UCAUGCGAUUUGUGCAAAGCUCGCAUUUGUCUUGCGGAACUCGCACAUAUUGGUGUUGAUUGUAAAUAAAGCUAUUCAAAUAGUGUUCAAUACGUACAAUUCAUAUUUGCAUAGUAAUGGAUGUCGAAAUACUAUCAGCCACGGGCUCCAAAUCAUAUGGAAGAUGCCACGUCCCUCCUAGUACUACCGUUGGCGAUUUGCGAUAUAUCAUACAUAAGCAAUAUAAAAGCACACCGGCCCCGGAACGUCAAUCUUUGCGACUAGAACCCCGUGGAAAGGCUCUUAAAGAAACGGAUACCUUGGAGUCUCUUGACAUUGGAAAAUCCAAUAAGAUUUAUAUAAAAGACUUGGGACCACAGAUAGGUUGGAAGACUGUAUUUUUAGCUGAAUACGCCGGGCCUCUCUUUGUAUACCUUAUAUUCUAUGCUCGUCCGGAUAUCAUCUAUGGUGAAGCCGCAGAUAAGCCAAUUUCCUUAACAGCACACAUUGCAGCUGGCUGCUAUACCGUGCAUUAUUUAAAACGAAUUUUGGAGACUAUAUUCGUGCAUCGUUUCUCGCAUGCGACUAUGCCUAUUCGCAAUCUCUUCAAAAAUUGUAGCUACUACUGGGGAUUCACAGCCUACGUUUCAUAUCACGUUAAUCAUCCGUUAUUCACCAGUCCUUGCUGCCUUCAAGUCUGGAGUUUUUUGGCUGCUUUUGCGAUUUGUGAGUUGGGUAAUUUUUCUAUUCACAUUGCCCUCCGCAACUUACGCCCACCUGGCACUAAAGUGCGCCGAAUUCCGAUACCUGAUGGAAAUCCCUUCACAAAACUGUUCAACUUGGUAUCCUGCCCCAACUACACGUACGAGAUUGGAUCAUGGGUGGCAUUCUCUCUAAUGACCCAAUGUCUACCAGCAUUGCUUUUUGCUAUAGCUGGUGCUUAUCAAAUGACUGUUUGGGCUCUAGGUAAACACCGUAAUUACAAGAAAGAGUUUAAAGACUACCCCAAGGGUCGUCGGGCCAUUUUCCCGUUUGUCCUAUAAAUGGUCAACGAAAAUUUGCUGACAGAAAAUAACAUUUCCAUUGCAAUAACUUUAUUGCUUUUGUAAUACUUUAAAACAUUUGAACAAACUAAGUUAUAAUUGUCAUAGGUGUUAGAUUUAACUUGGUGUAGCAGCUGUAUUAAUGUGUUGAUACUCCCAAUAUAUGUUUGUAUGAAUUAACUGAUAACUAUUAAUAAAUUUCAAUGGCUUUGUGAAGGAAAUAUUUCACACUGAUUUUCUAUUAAUAA